AUGCGCGCGGCACUCCUGCCCCCGUGCCUGUCCGCGGGGAAGACAAAUAGCAGACACCACAAGGCGCCAUUCAUACCCCUGCGAAAGUGCCAGUUCACCAUCUCCUCCGCUAUGCUAAACAGUACAGAUAGCAAACUUCUCGAAUGCAAAGAAAUAAACGACCAAAAUUAUGACAAUGUAAUAAAAAAGAGAAAAACAUUUCUCCUCUACGGAUAUGCCCAUUACUCAAAUAGAUGUUUCAACCAUUUUGACAAAUUGGCAACCCUAAGUAAGGACUUCGUCCAAAUCAAGAAAGUUGAAAAGUUGCCCCUAUACAAGCUAAACGUAAGUAUGAAUAAUUUCCUCGUUCGUAAGUUCCACAUUAAAUCGAUACCCACAAUUCAGUUAAGACAUAAAAAUAAGCUAGUAGAUGAAUUGAUCGGAAAGGAAUUAAAUGAGGAAACAAAUGUGAACAGGCUGCUAAGAAGAUGUGGCACUUAUUUUAACUCCAUUCGAGAGGUAGACAAUAUGGUCGAUUUUUUGGCCAGGGAAGAGGAGCUUCCCAAUAGCGGUUAUGAUGACUUCUUCGAGAGGGAAGCAUUUCUUCAUGGAAUGUGCUCACCCAUAGAAACAGCCAAUCAUGGAGAAGCCCCUAUGGAUAGCACCCCUUCCCCAAACGACAAAAACAGCUUUGUAACAGAAAUGAAGGAAAAACUCUUCCCAAAAGAUACGCUAACCGAUUUAUUGCUAAAAUAUCAGUGCACCACGUAUGUCCUUUUUAAAAAGCUAGAUCUUUUACUCAAUGGAGAGAAAAAAAAUCAUCAUCAGAUCAAACUUGUCUUGAAUGAAAUAAUUGCCAACCAUAGUUCCUACCUGGACAUAAACGAGCGCUACAGCAAGUUAAUGGCCAAAGCGUUUCUACUUCUUUUCGAUGAGGAAAAAUUGUCAAUCGAGAAUUUGUUGGACCUAAAAAAAGGUUUGGAAGAAGCAGGAGAGGAGAAGUCUUCUAUACAUGCUCAUGCCAUGGAGUCAAUCCAUUUCAACGAACCGAUCAUCACUUUCGAUGAUUUUAAAAAUAUUCAUUUAAGGCGUAUUAACGGGGUGGAGGAAUUUUUAUCCAACGAGUGGGAAGAGGAAGCUCCGUCAAAAGCGAUAAGCUCUGCGGAAAUCCUUCGUUCAGGCGAAAACCCAGAAGAACUACGAAAUGGAAAAUUAAAAAAAGCCUCGAAAAGUAAUGAAAAAACGAGAUACCUCAGCCGCGUGUGCAGAAUCUUGGCCAUAAAAUAUAUGCAGAAGGAACAGUAUGAUGAUGCCUUCCACCACGCGCUAGAAUCUUACACAUUAACAUUUCCCCUAAAUGAUGUGGACACAUCGAAAUCGAAGGUCCUGAUUGAAAAUUUAAUCCUAUAUCUAGGGGCAUACAAUCCGAGCGUCAUUAAAUUUUUGAGCGAUCUGCAAUUGCUCUUUACGGACAAAAUCUUUAAAGUGGUUCGGUUUCCCCACACAAGGGCAAUUAAAGGGGGACGCCCAAUGAUGAAAAGGGGGAAGUCUGGGAAGUGGCUGUGGCUAAGUCAGGACUGGAAACCUCGGUGGUUGAAGAAAAAGGCAAAGUUGAUUUUGGAGGAGGAGUGGAGGUGCGUCCCUGAUAAGAACGUCCCCUUCUGGAAUUAG
Messenger RNA from Plasmodium inui San Antonio 1, 1650 nucleotides. RefSeq lists its product as hypothetical. The transcript has a single exon. NCBI's taxonomy places the organism in Eukaryota, Apicomplexa, Aconoidasida, Haemosporida, Plasmodiidae. The record is from RefSeq and is a predicted model, not a curated record. Bases 1 to 1650 code for a protein of 549 amino acids.